Bipolaris sorokiniana ND90Pr is the source of this 240-nucleotide messenger RNA. RefSeq lists its product as uncharacterized. The record is from RefSeq and is a predicted model, not a curated record. The annotation marks the transcript as partial. NCBI's taxonomy places the organism in Eukaryota, Fungi, Ascomycota, Dothideomycetes, Pleosporales, Pleosporaceae. The transcript has a single exon. Gene Ontology annotation, molecular function: RNA-DNA hybrid ribonuclease activity; nucleic acid binding.
CUCUAUUACGACCACGCAAACGAGCACAGCGAACGGAAGAGCAUAGCAAUAUACACGGAUAAACAGGCCGCUAUAUGGUCUAUAGUCGAGGCGGAGGGACGAUCUGGCGCCUACAUCCUCGGAAAGAUCGCGCAGCAGAUCCAGGAGCUCCAGGACAAAGGCCUAACCGUGACCACCCGAUGGAUACCGGCUCACGUAGGCAUCCCCGGAAAUGAGGCCGCCGACCAGGCUGCCAAGGAG